Messenger RNA from Hypomesus transpacificus, 1143 nucleotides. RefSeq names its product guided entry of tail-anchored proteins factor 1 (gene get1). Gene Ontology annotation, biological process: tail-anchored membrane protein insertion into ER membrane. NCBI's taxonomy places the organism in Eukaryota, Metazoa, Chordata, Actinopteri, Osmeriformes, Osmeridae. The record is from RefSeq and is a predicted model, not a curated record. The coding region runs from base 321 to 833 and encodes 170 amino acids. The transcript has 5 exons.
AAAGCAAAAAACAAUAGUAAUACAAAAAACAUUGGAAUUUUAGAUGGCUAUCCAUUUGUAAAGUUAAAUAGGCUAGCUUACACAUAUUAGAUAAUUGCCUACAAGUCAAUGUCAAUAAAUCAUAUCGGUUUAAUCUUCGAUCUUGCAUUCAACUAGUUGUAUAUUUUUAUUGAAUCGAAAAACGUAAUAAGAAUGCAUAAAGCUUUGCUAUGUGUUUUUUUAAAUCGUAGUGCAGGCCAUUGUGUCCUUUUCUGACGAGCACAUCUGCUGCAGCAGGAUAGGGUGCAACAAAGGUAGCUAGCAAGACGGGAUAAAGAAAAAUGGCGACUGGGUACGCUUGGUUCCUGGUGCUGGGGUCGGUCUUUUUAUGCAAUAUUGUCAAAUCAUUUUUACCGACAAUAUCUUCCUUCCUUUCAAAGAUCAUACAAAAAGAUGCGGAGCAGGAGAGAGAGAUGAGGGCUGAGAUCCAGGACAUGAAAAGGGAACACUCCUCCAUCAGCAUGAUGGACGAGUUCGCCAGAUAUGCCAGACUAGAGCGCAAGAUCAACAAAAUGACUGAUAAACUAAAGACCCAUGUCAAGUCAAGAACAGCACAACAGGCCAAAAUGAAAUGGGUGGUGAACAUAGUAUUUUACAUUCUGCAGGCUGCUCUGAUGAUCUCGCUGAUAUGGAAGUAUUAUGUCGACCCUGUGACCGUGGUGCCUAGCAAGUGGAUUGCUCCAUUGGAGCGUCUGGUAGCCUUCCCUACUGGAGUAGCAGGUGGAGUUGGAAUCACAUGCUGGCUGGUGGUGUGCAACAAAGUGGUUUCAAUUGGCCUCCAUGCCGUUAGCUAAGGAACAUUCUUCUUUCAUGUCAUUGCUAUCUCUCAGUACUCAGAGUAGAUGUUCGGGCAGUGUAAGUAAUAAGCGCCAUGUUGAUAAACUUCCUCGGCAAAGCUUUGUUAGAAAACGCUCAAGCUCAUAUCUUACAUUGUCUUAUGUUGCCAGGAUGAUUGCACUCGGUUUUUGAAAAUUGCUACCUGAUGCAGAUUGUUUUCUGAAGUCUUAAGUUUACAUUAUGUUUUUUGACGUUGUGAAUUGCUGUGACAAUGCCAUUGUUUAUUUAAUACAAAUGCAUUAGUAAAGAUGUUUAAAACAUGGCUUU